AUGAGUGCGAGGGACGCCCUAUCUCACAAGUGGUUCCUGGAGCACCUCAAGGAUGCCAGAAGCCAUGGCGGUCAGUAUCUGAGCGAUGUGCAGGGCUCUCCGAUGGGCACACCACAGUCAAACCCUUCAAACGGUUCGGCCGCAAAUCCUCCGAGUGGGUAUGCGGAGAGAGUUGUGAGGUUCAGGGGAUUCAACAAGUGGAAGCAGUCAGCUUUGCGGGUCAUCGCAAACAUGCUGCCCGAGAACGAGAACAAUGCUGCACGGGAGUUCUUCCUGACUCUGGACAAUGAGUGCCGGGGGCAGGUGCCAUGGGCUACGAUUUGUGAGGCGUGUGGCUUUGAGGACAUAGACGACGCCCCAAAGGAGGACGUUCGAUUCACGGAGUUGCUGGCGGCAACCUUUGAGAGGAAGAAAGGCUUAAGCGAAAAGAUGCUGAAAGCAGCAUAUCAGAACUAUGACAAAUCUGGCGAUGGGAAGGUGUCUUUACGAGAUCUGCGAGAAGGUCGCCUGAUAGGCCCCCUCACGGCCAAAGACUUCAAGCGAAUCUCUCGCGACAUCGGCGAGAAUCAGCCAGACGACGUCGUUGACUUCGACGGCUUUGUCAAGAUGCUACUUGGCGCAGACCUUCAGAGGGGGGUGCUGCAAGGGACCUCCUUCAGUGCAGACCUCUUUUCUCGGGUCUUGGACUACUUUUGCACAGGGCUCAUUGAACGUUGGCGCGCAUCUCAGCAUCCAGCUUUUCUGAAGUUUCAGUUGCCUCAUGCCUUGCUUUUUGCCGAUGACAUUUUGCUUUUUGCGGCAACAGAGAAAGAGAUGCAAUCGAAGCUGCAUGCCCUCCAACUUACACUCGAGUCCAUAGGGUUGAAGCUGAAUUUGGCUAAGUGCUCGGUCCUUGACAACGAGGAUGGCACCACUCCGGGAGUGUGGGGGCGCAAAUCAUGCACCCCCUUGCAAGGGGUCAGCCACCUGCUUUACCUGGGCGUUCCUCUUAGCUACAAAGCGACUCCGCUCGGUCAACUAGGGGUAUCUUUGGCAAAGCUGUCUUCGGCUUUCUUUGGCCUUCGGAGACUUUUCGACCACCCGGACACACCUGUUCAUGAGAAGUUGUGGCUGCAAAAGUGGGGGUAUGGGGCUUCAGAGGUUGAUCGCCUUCCGCCUAACUACCUUUACGACCGCCAGCUGCUGCUGAUAGGUCCGCUACCCUGCUCUGGACUGUACGUCCAGACGAUAACAGAGCAGCGUGUUUCCUUCCUGCGCAGGUGCGAAGUUGAGGUCGACCUUCUGUCAUUCUGCUACCUACAUCCGAAACAGAACGACUUCUCCGAAGCCAAGUACUUUGAGAGUUUGCCAGCGUCGCCGCCACCUCUCCCGGGGAACGUGGAGCAAGGCUAUGCAGUGUGGGGUCUCCUGGAUCAGCAGAUUUUGAUGCAGGUUUUCACUGUCUUACUGACCCUGCUGGUGGUGGCAGUGGUAAGACAUAUUACAGCAUGGUGGAAUGGGCCAGACAAACCCAAAGGUGCACCUAAGAAUGUCGAUACACCCAGCGCGGAAGCCUCCGAUGGCCCGAAGAGAGCCAUGGAGGAAACACCGAAAGAUGACAAGCAGGGGAUCCUUGAGACCCCUGCCAAGCCAGAUAAGAGCACAGUGGUGGACGACCAAGUCCCGCCGAAAACUACAGGGACAUCGACAAACCCACCUGCCAAGACGCAAACUGGACCUGGAACGAAUGCCGGUGGAGCUGACAAAAAGCCCGAUGGAACUGGAGCCACUGACAGUAAAGCCAAGGCUGCAGGUGUUGAUCCAGCUCCUGCCCCGGCAGUGACACCCCAGGCCCUCAUGCAAGAAAUCCAGGCGGUCCACAAGCUGCUCAAAUCGGGGGCAGAUGGGGGAACCAGCCAGGAGAUGAAGAAGGAGAUGGACAACCUCCGCAAGGAUGUCACCACGAUCAUGAAGUUCCUCUCUUCGAGCGACAAAGACCUGAAAGAUCUUUCGGGUCGCAUAUCGGCGAUGGAGACAGUGCUCGGGGCUGUGAACGCCAGAGUGUGUACCCUCUCGUCCAACCUGGAUAUACAUGCCAAGGCGACGGAGGCGUACCUUAAAGAGGCCCUCAAGAGCAUCUCUGUAAUGGGUGGCGCAGCGAAAACCUUCCAUGCAGACACCCAGGUGCUGAUAGGCGCGAAACACGACAAUUUGGAGCAGGGGAUCAAGUCCUGUAUCAACAAGGUGACAAAUUGCGACUAUGAGUCGCAUACUGCGCUGUCCAAAACCCUGAGCGAUCUCAGCAAGCAGACCUACGACAUGGGCCAAGAGUUGCUGGCAGCCCUACACUUUGUUCAGGGCGAGCAGGGCACUAUGAAGGACAACCUGUGGCAGAUUGCCAAUGUUCUCGGGGACACGGUGGAGCAGGUGAGGAUCAUUCGUGAUUACUGCGAGAGGCCUGUCCCAGUGAACGUUCAGGCAGCGGCACCAGCGGCGGGCAUGCCACCUCCUCCUACCUACGAGCCCGGCAUACACGGAGCCAGACAGCAGCUGCACCUCCAGACGGCCAUUCCUUUGGCCCGAGGAAGUGGAAGUACCGCAGCAUCCCAAACGGCCCCGCAGGUGAAUAUCGACAUGGGAGAUGGGCGUACUAUCAAUAUUCCCGUGCACAGAUAG
Symbiodinium necroappetens is the source of this 2655-nucleotide messenger RNA. The record is from the annotation of a GenBank genome assembly. Lineage: Eukaryota; Dinophyceae; Suessiales; Symbiodiniaceae.